Podarcis muralis (Common wall lizard) is the source of this 2666-nucleotide messenger RNA. Lineage: Eukaryota; Metazoa; Chordata; Lepidosauria; Squamata; Lacertidae. The record is from RefSeq and is a predicted model, not a curated record.
AUCUGGAGCUGUAGCUGGUCACUUGGAUAUGAAGCAGAAGAUUCAGUACGGGUCAGUCAUCCUGAAACAGGCAUUUUUGGGGUAUCUGUCUCCUUCCCUGCCCCUUCAGUCAGACAAGAACAGGAAAUGCAAAAAGCUCUUCAUGAAGAUGACCAGGAUUCCUCAGAAAGCAGUUUGGACCAAGAUCCCAUUAGAAGGGAUUCCUUUAGUCAGCAAGAAUUUCCAGCUCCACUGGCACACCAGGCGCCAGACACAUCCACAAGGUCUCCAACAGGCCAAAAAGGCACCAAACAGGCGUCUCUAGGGAACACCAGUGAUCAGACCUCAAAAGUGCAACAUCCUCCAUUGGUUACCAAUGGCACUAGCAAGCCACAUGUUAGCCAUUUACCAAAACAAGUCUUCCCUUGGAUGAAAGAAACAAGACACAGCAGCAAGCAGAAGAACAACCUUCCAUCUUCAGACCCCAGCUCCUCUCCACCAAGUCUCUCCUCAUCCAAGAGGGUCCGCACAGCCUACACCCAAACGCAGCUGGUGGAACUGGAGAAGGAGUUCCAUUUUAAUAGAUACCUCUGCCGGCCACGCAGGCUGGAAAUGGCCCGGCUUCUGAGGCUCUCUGAGAGGCAAAUCAAGAUCUGGUUCCAGAACAGAAGGAUGAAGUAUAAGAAAGACAGCAGGGUCAAGGGGACCAUUGGGAAGUCCCCGAGCAAAAGUCCUCAAGUGAGUGACUAUUUCAGUCCAAUGGAGGCUGAGUAUGAUUUGGCCACACCAAGUUCAUGUAGCAAGGCCCAGGGUGGGGUAUAUAGUUAUACAGACCCUCUCUUUGACAGCUCCUUAGCGUCCAUCUCCUUGGAGUAUGGCCCCCUUUCUCUGCAAGGAGACAGUCCUCAUUAUGGACCUCCAGUUCUGCAAGGGAGUCCAAGCGAAGUGGAAGAAAAUUACCUGGGAAAUAUGCCCGAGGCUGACUCACUCUUCAGCUUCCCUGACUGUUCCUCUGCAAACCUGGACUACAGCUGUGUUGCCGAAAUCCCCAGUCAUCACCAGCUUGGGCUGUCCAACUCACAUCCCAUUUACACAGAUUUAGCAACACAUCCUGUGCCUCAGGGAGAUUCUCAGGGACCUGUAAAUCUUAUGCAUCUGUGAGGGCUCUCUCUGCCAUGGAAACCAAGCAGGGGAAAUUGCUACAGUCCUAUUAUCUCAUUAAAAAAAGAAAAAACCCUCUAAGUGCAACCAACAGCAUUUCUCUCCCCCAACCCCCCUCCAACCGCCUACCACUCCUAUCUGCCCACCCAUUACCUCCCAUUUAUUUAACUGUACAGGACAUUCAUUGGUGGGGGAGGGGCUGCUUCUGGAUGCUGCAAAGUUGAUAAUUCACCCAAAGCAAGGCUGUCUUCAAACCAAACCUAAGGCAGUCUAUGCACUGGAUUAUUAAACAUCCGUUUUGUAAAGAGGGUUUUGUGAAUGAUAUUGGAAAGGAAGGCAGUGUGGGUCUCAGUUGUUCAGCAGCUAUUGGCCUCAUGAUCCUCUUGGAAAAGGGGAGAAAUCAGGCUGAUCAUAGUUGCUCUGGUUUUCAGGCAUUCAUUUCAUGAAGUGAAAGACUUUUAACUAACCUUGCUACCCCAUACAAGACAACUCAGAAGCAAGUCUUGUUGAGUUCAAUUGGGUUUACUCCUAGAAGAGUAGAUGUAGAAUUGCAGCCUAAGUGUGGCUAUUUCCAAGUCCAGUUCUUUGCCUAUUCCAUUCCAAAGGUUUAGCACUUCACAGGGUGAAGAGCAGACACCUUGCCCUAAUAGCAGGGAUCUUUUAAGGUCCAAUAUCUUUCUACAGGCAAACAUAGAUGAGCAUUUACCAACCAUAAUAGUCCUGGUGGCUAGUGGCCAUUGGCACUGGUGGGUCCUCACGAUGGCCCCAUGUGAACCAAGAGUAGACUCGGAACUCCUGUGAAGGGGUCUAGCCCAGGAGAAGAUAGGCAGUGGUAGUCAAGCUGUUUCUCCAAGAAAGCUUGCCCAUCAGUACUGAUCUUCUGACUGAGAAAUCCCAUUGAGCUACUGAUGAACCCCAGGUACCAUAGAUCAUAGUUUGAAAAGCCAUUGCCGUAUGUUGCUAUUGCCUAAGCCUCAUCAAAAUAUUUUCUGACAGAAUUGUGGUGCCAAUGCAGCAAGAAUAGGCAAGAUGCAUAUUCCUCCUUCCUCUUUCAUCCCUUGCCAGGGUGUUACCACCUCUAGGUAAGAACCUAGCGCUAUCAGGGAAGCCCACUCCAAGAAACCCUGUUGCAGAGAGCCCAUCUCUCCAGACUGCACUAAAUCUUUGACAAUAAGCAUCUCCCAAUGCAUGCCUAACAUCAAAGAUAACACUCGAAAUUCCACACCUACAUCUUAAAAAACAAAAAAAAAUCUCCUGUGAUCCAGCUCCAAUAUUGAAAUCACCUGCUUGUUGUAGUUCCUGGGCAAGUGAAUGGCUGCCUCUGAGGGCUAUUGUCUUGCCAUCAGGCGCGGCUAGUGAAUGCGUCUUGGGAGAACCAGCUUGCAGCCUCGCUGCUGCAGCAGUGAGCAAUGUUUUCACUGCACGCUACACGUCACCGAUGGUUUAUUUUUAAUGAUUGCUUGGCUCUUGGCAUCUAUUUUAAUGUACUGUUUUGAUACUGGAAAUAAAGAGGCUUUUUAAAAACA